Molecule: messenger RNA, 3034 nt
Organism: Ectocarpus sp. CCAP 1310/34
Lineage: Eukaryota; Phaeophyceae; Ectocarpales; Ectocarpaceae
Source: the annotation of a GenBank genome assembly
AUGCCUGCGCUGAUUGGAGAGUAUCUGGUAUCGUUCAAACCCGAAGUGGGUGCGCUUUCGUUCCCAGAUGAGUUCGUUUCCAAUGGUCUCCAACGUAUUCCCCUUGCAAGUUGUGCCGAGCUGGACCCGGGAGACGUUAUUAGAGUGUCUGCCGCGCCGCUACUACGAGUACCGGUGGAAACCCUGAAGGCGGCACCAUCUUCGAUUCCUACCGGUCCCACAACCUCUACAUCACCACCUCGGGUCAACGUCGUUGGCCUCAAGUCCGGGACUCACCGCUCUCCGGACCCCGCCUCCGCCCCGCCUCCCCGGAAGCCGCCUCCACAAGAACUACUUGACCGCUUCUCUAAGGCACAGCGCUCCAGCUUCAUGCGCUUGUGGGCUAGGCUGCCCGCAAAUAUGCACGACAUCGCUUUCGAUCUACACAAUCCGGGAUUGACACCGGAGGCUAUCGAUCGUUUGGCCGACGCCCUUGUUGAGUAUUCUGAUGUGUUCUCUACUUCGAAAACCGAUUCUGGUUCCUGCACCAUCAUGCCGUUCACUCUUUUUGUCCCCGCAGGGACAAAGCCCGUUGCAUCACGGCUCAUUCAGCAUUCCACGUCUCCUUGGGCUUCUCCUUUGGUGGUCAUCCCCAAGAAGGACGGAUCGGUUCGCAUCACCGUCAACUACAAGCGUCUCAACGCCCUGGUGGAUUUGGAUGGACAACCUCUCCCUCGGAAGGACGACACUGUCCCACUCACCGCCUUUUGCACUCCCACGCAGAUGUUUGAAUGGCUUGGAAUGCCGCAGGGAGCCAACGUAAGUCCGUCUUUGUUCGUCAAGGUCAUCAACAGAGUGGUGCACGGUCUGGAGCGUGUGCUUUUGUAUCUGGACGAUGUCAUCUGUUUCGAUGAGGAACCUUUGGGACAAGUGCUCAGCACGAUAAGGUUCUUCAAACGGCUGCGACAGUAUAACCUCAAACUGCCCCCGGGGAAAGCUCGCGUCGGCGCCACACACGCCAACUUCCUCGGUCACACCAUCUCUCCGGCCGUUGUUAGCCCUGAUGGCGUCAAGGUUAGGGCGCUCACGCACAUGCUGCCGCCGACGAAUGUUAAGCAGCUUCGGAGCCUUCUCGGUGGACUCAGUUACUACCGGAUGUUCCUCAAGAAUCUCGCCACCAAGGUGCGGCCUCUCAACUCUAUUCUCAAACAAAGCGUUCCCUUCAAGUACACUCCGGGCGUGGUCAAGGUUGUCAAAACGAUGUAAAGCGAACUCGCUCGUCCCCGAUUUUGGUCUUCCCGGAUUAGGCAGCGGUCAAGGACAGCAGCCGUUCGCUCCGUUUGUGUUCCGACGUGUGUAUCGACGGCUUUGGCGCCUCCUUGGAACAAGAACAACUCGAUCGCUCGAUGAGACCCAUUGUGUACAUCAGUCGCGCUACUCUUCCUGCGGAGCGUAACUGAACCGUUUUGGAUCUGGAGGCUGGUGGCAUUGUUUGGGCCAUCAAACGCCUUCGCGGUUAUCUUUGGUCGGCCAAGUUCAUCAUCCAUUCGGACCACAAAGCCUUGAAGAGCAUUGGCAAGGUUGGGGAACACAACGAUAGGGUGCAACGAUGGCUCGAAUUUCUAUCCAACUUCACCUACACCCUAAAAUAUCGGAAAGGUUCGGCAAACGGCAGCGCGGAUUUUCUUUCGCGGCUGCCUUUACCAGCACAAGACACGGACAAAACCGGCCCCGACUGCAUUAAUGGUGUUGAUCAUGCGGGUGUUUUCCUCAUUCGGGCUUGCGGGCGCAACUAUCACUCGUCGUCUGCGCCGGAGGUCGGUUUGGGUGGGCUCCGCCCUCCUUGCCCGGCGGGAGUCUCUUCGCCCCCAGCGCUCCAGCCCUCCGAUUUUGGGGAUUUUCGCCGACAUCACCAACGUCGGUUGGAUGCUCUGACGGACUCAACGAUUGCCUGCGAGGAUUCUCGGCGGUCUCCGGGGGUUUUCAUCGUUUCGCCUGUUCCCGGAAACCCAGGGCCUGUUUCCCCUUUGACUCCUGCUGCGUCCCGCGUGAUGUCUCCUGUCGCGUCUUUGGCGACUAGAUAUGUGCACGUUUUGUCUUCCCUUCCGGAGCGGGGACCGCUCAUGUCUUCACGGACUCGGGCCAAGACUACCGCUGCUUCCGGAGGCACCGUCACCUUUCCCGCUUUUUUCGGACGCCAGCCGCGGGCUAACAUCGUCCCUCGGACAUCGUCAUCUGCUCGUCGCUCUAGCAGGUCCCGCUCGACAAACAAGACCAUCCGAACCGUCGCGCGUCUGCUGCGGCCAUCCGCGACGCCGGCAUCGGCGUUUUCGUCGAUUGCCCCUGUGUCACCGUUGUCUUCGCCGUCAUCGGAGCGCCCUGCGUCCCCGGUUUCGCCUUUUGUACAGGUUUCGCCCGGGACUUCGCCCCUCACGAUGUCCCCUUCGCAGACAUCAUCACGGACUGCGGCUACCCCAGUCGCUGAAGCUUCUCCCUCUUCAGCCUGUUCCGUUGGAUCGCCUGACUUUCGUUUGGAAUCUACUGUUUUCAACACCUUCCCCCGUUCUAGACUUAAGUGGAUUGGCGCUGUUGGCAAUGCGCUGUAAAACACGCCACCCCAAAUAUAGCCCCCAAAGUUAUUCGCUACCAAAAACGCGUGACGCAUGGAUGAGUGGAGUGAGGAUAGCUGUUUACGGAAACCUCACAGGUUGAGUGAUGUAGGAGAUUGCCGGACACAUAGACGUGUUGAGUGAUUACAGCUGUAUACUGAAACCCCAAGGGUUGAGUGAGGUUUGGGAUUGCCAGACACAUGGACGGGUUGAGUGGGGAUAGCUGCAUCCUGAAACCCCACGGGUUGAGUGAUGUCGGAGUUCCGGGCACAUAGACGCGUUGAGUGAGGAUAGACACAUACUGAACCUCACAGGUGAUUUGUGAUGGAGUUUGCUAGACAUAUAGACGCGUUGAGUGGGGAUAGCUGCAUACUGAAACCUCACAGAUGGAUUGGUUUUUGAUGCCGGACACAUAGACGUGUUGAGUGAGGAUAGCUGCAUACUGA